Messenger RNA from Hyaloscypha bicolor E, 1157 nucleotides. RefSeq names its product putative S-glutathione dehydrogenase. The transcript is spliced from 4 exons. The record is from RefSeq and is a predicted model, not a curated record. NCBI's taxonomy places the organism in Eukaryota, Fungi, Ascomycota, Leotiomycetes, Helotiales, Hyaloscyphaceae. The annotation marks the transcript as partial. Gene Ontology annotation, molecular function: oxidoreductase activity; zinc ion binding.
CAAUGAAAGCCGUCGAAUUUGACGGGAAGCCUUUCUCCAUGAAAGUCAAAACCCUGCCCAUCCCCAAGAUCACCCAGCCUACCGAUGCUGUAAUCCGAGUAACAUCUUCCGGAAUCUGCGGCACUGAUCUCCAUACCUUCCACGGCCGCUUCCCCGUCAAGCCCCCGAUGACAAUGGGCCACGAAAUCGUCGGCGUCGUACACGCAAUUGGUUCCAAAGUCCACGACCUCAAAAUCGGCGACCGCGUAAUCGUCUCCGCUGUAGUCUUCGAAGACGGCCUCGAAGGCGUUGAUCCCGUGAUCGGCGGCCUGGGGGUCGGGACCCUCCCUGGACUGCAACAGUUCAACGGCGGUCAAGCCAAUUUCGUCAGGGUACCGUUCGCAAGUGAAAAUUUGCUGCUGCUGCCGACGGGGAAGCAGCAUGAGUUGGAUUAUGUUCUGUUGGCGGACAUCUUCCCGACAGCGAAUUGGGCGUUGGACUGUUCUGGCUUCGUGUUCGGGGAUGUAGUAGUUGUUUUUGGUGCUGGUCCUGUUGGGUUACUCUGUGCUUAUUCUGCUUUCCUUCGUGGGGCUAGCAAGGUCUAUAGCGUUGAUCGUGUGCCGCAACGCCUUGCCAAAGCAAAGAACAUCGGCGCCAUACCCAUCGAUUUUAGUAAAGGAGAUCCCGUUGCCCAGAUUAUGAAGUACGAGCCCGAAGGUGUUGACCGUGCCUGUGAUUGCAUCGGCUACGAAUGUGUAAAUGCGGAGGGCGUCAACGAGGGUAACCUUGUACUCACACAAGCUAUUAAUGUCGUAAGAGCUGGGGGUGGAAUUGGGGUGAUUGGUGUUUAUAUUCCCGAGGAUGCUGGUAUCGUCCAGCUGCGCCAGUAUCAACCUGCACUCAAGCGACUUAUCGAGAGCGGAAGGGCAAAGCCUAGCUUCAUUUUUGAUAGAGAAUUGCGGAUUGAGGACGCAGCGGAAGCGUACAAAGAGUUCUCGGAUCACGAUUUCAUUAAGAGUGUGAUUCGUCUUGAUGGUGGUGAGAAUGGCAGCCUAAUCGACAACGAAAAGGUUGAAGAGAAGUCAUCAGCGCAGAAGAAGAGAACGAGGAACGGUGCACAUGCUUAGAAUGAUUUGCGAGUAUCUGAAAACAGAAAACAAAGAGCAGCUUGGCUGAUU